UUGCGUCAUUAAUAAACUAGACACGGCGGAGAUGAGCGGCGAUCAUUCAUCAGAUUAAAAAAAAGGAGAAUAUACUCUAGAAGGGAAGGAACGAUGGUGCUGUGGGAGAUAACUCUGGGAACAGCCUACUUCUUGGGGCUGAGGCGGACUUAUAGGCUCGCCUUGAAGAUCCAACGUCGGAUUGUUAGUCCCAAGCACCCAAAAAUCCGUCAAUUUCUUCAUCGGAGGACUCGUAAAAUUUUCGAUGUGGCAGUUUCCGUUCACAAGAACAUUCAGCAUAGAGACAUUGAAGUUGGUCGGAGUCUCGGCAACUGGAUUCUCCGUUGGCUCGACCGGAUGAAACCGGCUGCUCAGAUCCGUACUCGACCUGAACCAAACUCCAAAGUUGACAAGGCAAAAAGGCUAUCGGAAUCAAACACGACCCAGAGUCCACCAAAACGUGAAUCCGAUAGGCACUUGUUCUCUUCACUGAAUCACUUCCAACACAGGCCUUUCCCGACCGUCUCUACCAUGAUCCAGCCACCUAGUAGACCUAAUGGAAUUACUACUCAGUACAGACAUUACAGUGCCGGUGCACACGCCAGUCUGAUUCCUCCGAGCUAUGUAAGAGGCAGCGAGUUCGAUGGUGUAAUCAGGAAGGACAUUUUGCAGUGGAUGUUACAGAGAUGACAAUCAAGCAUCAAAAUCUCCCGACAUAAUUGAGCACCUUUCUACUUUUAAAUUUCAUAAACUAAUGUGACUCUGUGGAUCGUUUCGGAAGUAUGUCUCAACCUCUUGUCUUAACCAAUGAUGUAAAGUUUCCAAGCGUGAAUUACGCUCACUUGGCCAGCAUCUCUCUAGCAUACUUUUGAUCAUGA
Brassica rapa (field mustard) is the source of this 857-nucleotide messenger RNA. RefSeq lists its product as uncharacterized. The record is from RefSeq and is a predicted model, not a curated record. NCBI's taxonomy places the organism in Eukaryota, Viridiplantae, Streptophyta, Magnoliopsida, Brassicales, Brassicaceae.